UGAGUCUUCUUUUUUGCCAUUAGAGGGAAAAAAAAAUGAAGGCAUCAAGCAUUCAAUCCAUGGUGAUCCUUCUGCUAUUAUGUGUCUCAUUGGGGGUGACGGAAACACGGGCAGGUACUGGCAAAACACCUCCGGGAGCCAAUCCAACACGGCCUGUCAAACCACAGCGUGUGACAUGCUACAACCAUGGUAGCAAAUGCUUUUUGAAAUAUGUAACAUGCCCAGCUCAGUGUCCCCAGGUCCAACCUAAAGAUGGGAAAUCUAAGGGAUGCUUUCUUGAUUGUUACUCCCCCAAAUGUGAGGCUGUUUGCAGAGGACGUAAACCAAAUUGCAAUGGCGUGGGAGCUGCCUGCUUUGACCCUCGCUUCAUAGGUGGAGAUGGCAUUGUGUUCUACUUCCAUGGCAAGGGCAAUGAGCAUUUCAGCCUAGUCUCUGAUAUCAAUCUCCAAAUCAAUUCCCGAUUCAUUGGUCUCCGCCCUGCUGGAAGAACCCGGGACUAUACAUGGAUCCAGGCCUUGGGUCUCAUGUUUGGCUCUCACACCUUUACCCUUGAAGCCACAAGAACAGAAAAAUGGGACAACGAGGAGGAUCACUUGCAGUUCUCUUACGAUGGAGAAGCUUUAUCCAUUCCAGAAGGCCUUUACUCGGAAUGGACCUCUCCAGAGAACAAUCUCAAAGUGGAGAGGAUUGCAAGCAAGAACAGCGCCACAGUCACCCUCUCAGAAGCUGUAGAGAUAUCAGUUAAUGUGAUUCCAGUGACGGAGGAAGAUAACAGAAUCCACAAUUACCAGAUACCUUCCAACGACAGUUUCGCCCACUUGGAAGUACAAUUCAGGUUCUUUAAUCUGUCAGCUCAAGUUGAGGGCGUUCUUGGACAGACUUACCAACCUAACUUCCACAAUACAGCAAAGGCAGGUGUUGCAAUGCCUAUUGUGGGUGGGGCGGAGAAGUACAGGACUAGUUCCCUUCUCUCGGCAGACUGCAAGUCGUGCCUGUUCUCUCCCAGCAACAAUGUGACAGGAGAGGGCUUGCUAUCUAUGGAAUAUGCCGCACUUGACUGCACCAGUGGGGUUGGGAGCGGCAAUGGAAUAGUGUGCAGGAAAUGAAGGACUAAAUGUGGUUCUUCCUUUGUGUGAUGUUCGUUUGAAAUAGCUUUUAAGAAUUUCCGUUUAAGGUGAUUAUGACAGUAAAACUGCUGUGUGAAAUAAGGAUUUAGAAAGGCUUGUGGUGGUCCUUCUCUACUGAUGUUGGUUUUCCACUCCAAGAAAAUGGUCUUUCUACGUGUAAGAUGCAUACCUUUUAUUUGGUUGUAAGUUUGAAGCAAA
Vitis vinifera (wine grape) is the source of this 1325-nucleotide messenger RNA. RefSeq lists its product as uncharacterized. The coding region runs from base 36 to 1106 and encodes 356 amino acids. The transcript is spliced from 2 exons. The record is from RefSeq and is a predicted model, not a curated record. NCBI's taxonomy places the organism in Eukaryota, Viridiplantae, Streptophyta, Magnoliopsida, Vitales, Vitaceae.